Messenger RNA from Gloeophyllum trabeum ATCC 11539, 501 nucleotides. RefSeq lists its product as uncharacterized. The record is from RefSeq and is a predicted model, not a curated record. NCBI's taxonomy places the organism in Eukaryota, Fungi, Basidiomycota, Agaricomycetes, Gloeophyllales, Gloeophyllaceae. The transcript is spliced from 2 exons. Bases 5 to 337 code for a protein of 110 amino acids.
CAUAAUGAGUACCCUCCUCUCAUUCAGUGAUUCGUACAAAUUGAUAUCGGACGGCGAGCCGGUGGAUAUGCCGUGCGACCUCACGUACGUCAAAAUGGGGAGUGAAGCCGGACCUGGGGUAUGCGAGGUGAUCCUCUUGGUAUGCUACUGCAAAUUGCGAUGGUGCGCAGAGCAGGCAAGGUCCGCGGACGAACGUGAUAUAGGCAUGGAGAUGAGUUUCGUCUUGCGGAGGAAGGAGGCUGAUGCUGCCGACCGCGAGACGGAGGGACUAUGGUCAUUGUUGGUCGUUGCCCACCAGAUGGUUAUCAGGGUCAAUCAUGUCCCAGAUCCAGUGUAGUGGUCCUUUCUUGGACUGGCUUACCGCCUGUUUGUCGGAAAUUGGGAGCUUUGCGGAUGACGUCGAGGACGCUAUCCAUGUCGGUGAUUCCGACAUCUGGAAGGCGAUAAGAUGUAUGUGUCCCAUAUUUUGGCGAUUUAGGCAGCACAAUUUGGCACGCGGUC